Molecule: messenger RNA, 390 nt
Organism: Opisthocomus hoazin
Lineage: Eukaryota; Metazoa; Chordata; Aves; Opisthocomiformes; Opisthocomidae
Source: RefSeq, a predicted model, not a curated record
AUGGAAGGGCGCAGAAGAACCUGCAGCACCUUCAAGAACGUCAGAAACACAGGUUCAGCCUUCAACAUGAUGCUUAAAGCUCAGGUCCAGGCAGAUGGGACAGACGGAAACUGCGUCACGUUCGUGUUGCACGAUGAGGACCACACACUCGGCAACUCCCUCCGAUACAUGGUCAUGAAGAACCCUGAUGUGGAGUUCUGUGGAUACUGCAUCACGCACCCCUCUGAAAGCAAGAUCAACUUCCGCAUCCAGACCAGAGGGGCCCUUCCUGCUGUGGAGCCGUUCCGGAAAGGGCUGACCGACCUGAUGGGUGUUUGCCAACAUGUGCUCAACACCUUUGAGAGGAGCAUGAAGGAGUACAGAGCCCAGAGGGAGGAGGAGAUGCAGUAG